Aureobasidium melanogenum CBS 110374 is the source of this 354-nucleotide messenger RNA. RefSeq lists its product as uncharacterized. The record is from RefSeq and is a predicted model, not a curated record. The transcript has 2 exons. NCBI's taxonomy places the organism in Eukaryota, Fungi, Ascomycota, Dothideomycetes, Dothideales, Saccotheciaceae. Bases 1 to 354 code for a protein of 117 amino acids.
AUGGCUCAGACCAUCUUCUAUGGUACUCGACUUGGCCGGCUAGUCAAUUCCACCACCAUGACGAGAUCCUGGAUAUGCAUCUUGGCCGAGUGGACGAUUCACUGGAGAGCCAAAUGGAACGCCGUAUUCGAUGUCAAUGAUACAGAGUCUUCGCUGGAGCAAUGUUAUUACCUCCAACCACAUCCAGCGAGGAAGUUAUGCCUACAUCAAUGGACUAGCAUAUCUCGAAAUCCCAAUACGCACGGAUUCUUAGGCAAGGUCGUAGUCGAGGUCCCCCGAUUUUUCGAACUCCAGGACAAAGCUGUCAGGCAACAUAUCGAACCAAUGUCAAUCCUACAAGCUGUGCCUGGGUAG